AUGCUUUCAAGACUAGUUCAAAGAAUCACACAAUUUCCCAUUCCGCAGCAAAGAUACACAAUCCCAACUUUCCGUGUUUUUUUAUACUCGACUUUGUCUACUUGCGAUGAUCUUCCAAAGAAGCUCAAGAAAUUUGAGAGGAAACCAUUGGUAACAAGUAUAAACGAACUAAAACGACGAGGUAGGGAGAAGAGAAAGGAGAGACAAAAGGUUGAUGAGAUUGUUUUACAGUCUCCUGAAAAUGGAUUGCUGGUUCAGAAAUUAGUUCCUAUCGCUAAGGAAGUUUUUGCUGCUAGAUCUGAAUUAUUGUCCUGUGUUUCUAGACUUGUGAAGUUUAUUGCAAUUUAUUCAUGCAGCAUAUGUGGAGAGGUUCAUGUUGGUGAUCCACCGCAUCAAAUUAGAACAUGUAAUGUAAGAGGAAGCUUGUCAAGCAAAGAACACAGUUGGGUCAAAGGUGGUAUUGAACAUAUUCUGCCUCUUGUUGAGUCAUUUCAUCUGUAUGACAGAAUUGGGAGGGCUGUUUCACAUAAUGAAAUGCUUCAAGUGGACCAAAUUCCUGCAAUUGUUGAAUUGUGUAUCCAGGCAGGUGUUGACAUACCUGAGUACCUUACUAGGAGAAGGACCUUUCCUGUUUACUGUGUUGCUGGUCGGAUAAUCGAUUUUGAGAAAAGAUUUCCUAAAGAAAUUUCUCUUGACAAAGAUAUAGAUGAAUAUGGAUUUCCAUAUAAGAAAAAGAGAUUGGAUGAAGACACAAAUUCCAUGGAAAUGCAUUGUGAUGACAUCCAAGCUGUUGCUGUCCGAGGCAUGAAAGCCUGGAAGAAGAUGUGCUCCGGAGCUUCAAAGCUUAUGGAGAAAUAUGCAGUACAAACUUGUGGAUACUGUCCAGAGGUACAAGUGGGACCUAAAGGUCAUAGAGUGCGAAACUGUCAAGCUUACAAACACCAAAUGAGGGAUGGGCAACAUGCAUGGCAGGAGGCCACAAUAAACGAUUUUGUGCCUCCUGUAUAUGUCUAUCACAUUCAAGAUCAGAAACCCAAUAAGCCUUUGGCAAAUGAAUUGAAAAGGUACUAUGGUAUGUUACCCGCAGUUGUUGAGCUAUUUUCACAGGCUGGAGCACCAGUUGAAAAGAAUUAUGCACAUACAAUGAGGGUAGAUGUUGUAGUACCUGAUAUGGAUGAGGAAAAGUGGGUUGUUUAG
Molecule: messenger RNA, 1197 nt
Organism: Lathyrus sativus (Indian pea)
Lineage: Eukaryota; Viridiplantae; Streptophyta; Magnoliopsida; Fabales; Fabaceae
Source: the annotation of a GenBank genome assembly